This is a messenger RNA of Prorocentrum cordatum, 1374 nucleotides long. The record is from the annotation of a GenBank genome assembly. NCBI's taxonomy places the organism in Eukaryota, Dinophyceae, Prorocentrales, Prorocentraceae.
GUAGUAGUAAUAGUAAUCGUAGUCCCAAUCGUAAUAGUAGUAGUAGGACCUUCCAAAGACCGGAUACGACGAGCUCUUCAGCUGGUUGCCGCGGGCGGUGCAGGUGAAGCAGCGGAAGUUCGCCGAGGGUGCGGCGAAGCAGCCCAGGCAGGGCCCCUCGGCGGACGAGGAGAUCACUCCGGAGAUGGCGAAGGCGCUCGCGGCCAGCAAGGGGCGACCUGCAGCAGGCCGGAGGCCUCCGAGCAGCGCGGGCGCGGAUUCGCCGACGCAGCGCUCGCCCCCGCCCGGGCCCGCGCAGCGGCAGGUCGCCCCAGCGCAGCAGCCGCGCUUCGACGCGGCCUUCGCGCUCUCGGGCGACCCGCCCUCGAGGCCCAACACCGGCGCGGCGGCGCCCGCGCCGCAGAUGGACGACCUGCUGGGCUUCGGCGCCGCCCCGGCGCCGCCCGCCCCACAGGCGGCGGCGCGAGGGAAGACCGAGCCCGCCGCGCUCCACAGCAGCGACCUGCUGGCGUUCGUCGACGGCGCCGGCGCGCCGCCCGCCCCACAGGCAGCGGUGCGCGGGAGGACCGAGCCCGCCGCUCACGGCGACGACCUGCUGGCGUUCGUCGACGGCGGCGGCGCGCCGCCGCCGCCCGUGCCGGUGGGGGCGGCACGCCUCCGCGCCGUCGGCGCAGCAGGGCGACCUGCUGGGCUUCGGCGCGGCGGAGCCCGCCUACCAGCCGCCCGCGCCGGCGGGCGCGGCGCAGGGUGGCGCGUUCUGGGCCGCCGACUUCGCCGACUUCGGCGCGGGGCCGCCGGCGCCGCAGGCCCCCCUGGGGGCCGCCGCUCCGGCGCCCGCGGCCGGCGGGGGCGGCGGCGGCGACCUGCUGAGUUUCGGGGAGGACUUUGCGGACUUCGCCCGCGCCCCGCCGCCCAAGGCGGCUGGGCCGCAGGGCCUCGGCGGGGCAGGGGCCGCGGCACAGCUGGCCACCGGCAACCUGCUAGAUUUCUGAGUCAAGGGGUGGCGGGCGCGCCCGCCCGGGCCCGCGGCGCGGCCGCGCGCAGGUCAACGCGCCUGCUUCGCGCCCGACACGCGCAGGCCGAUUUUCCUCGCCGAACGAUUUCCGGUCUGUAGCGCUGGUCUUCCAGUCGCCAUCUGCGCGGCUUCGCCGUAUGCGGGGCUUACAUCCUUCACCUUCCUCCAGGCUUCCCGAUCGAGAUCCCUCCCCUCCCCCGCAUGCGGACAAGAGUGAGGGGGGACACGCUUCCCGCGCGCCCUCCUCUCGCGCACCGCCUCUGCUUCCAGCCACGCGCGCGCAGGAGCAAGGCAAGGACCAUUCGUCGCCCUCUUUCUGUGAGAAAUCAGCGGUAAGUCGGUACAUCAGAGAGGAGGAA